This is a messenger RNA of Leptonychotes weddellii (Weddell seal), 1324 nucleotides long. RefSeq names its product biogenesis of lysosomal organelles complex 1 subunit 4 (gene BLOC1S4). Gene Ontology annotation, cellular component: BLOC-1 complex. NCBI's taxonomy places the organism in Eukaryota, Metazoa, Chordata, Mammalia, Carnivora, Phocidae. The record is from RefSeq and is a predicted model, not a curated record.
GGGGCGGGCAGUCCGGCCGUAGCGGGUCAUGGAGGAUCGCCCGGCGGGUCGUGGGCUGGCGCGCGAGGGGUCGGAGGAGGAGGAGGCCGAGCUCCAGGGAGCUGCCUGGAGCGGGGACAGCGGCAACGUGUCCCAGAGCCACAGCAGCGCGUCGGGGCCGUGGGAGGACGAGGGCUCAGAGCUGGGCGCGCCGGGCCGCGAUCUGCCGCUGCUGCGCCGCGCCGCCGCGGGCUACGCCGCCUGCCUGCUGCCGGGAGCCGGGGCGCGGCCCGAGGUCGAGGCCCUGGACGCCAGCCUGGAGGACCUGCUCACCAGAGUGGACGAGUUCGUGGGCAUGCUGGACAUGCUGCGCGGCGACUCCUCCCACGUCGUCAGCGAGGGUGUGCCUCGCAUUUACGCGAAGGCCACCGAGAUGCGGCAGGUCUACAGCAAGAUCGACCGGCUCGAGGCCUUCGUGGGGAUGAUCGGCGCCAGCGUGGCCAGGAUGGAGGAGCAGGUGGCCAGGGCGGAGGCCGAGCUGGGCGCUUUCCCCAGCGCCUUCAGGAAACUGCUGCACACGAUCAGCGUGCCCUCCUUCUUCAACAAGGCGCCCUCCGGCAGGCCGCCGCAGAGCGGCUAUGAGCCGCCCGUCCUGUUCCGGACCGAAGACCACUUUCCCUGUUGCAGCGAGAGACCCCAGGUCUGAGUCCGCCGGCCGGCUCCGCGAGGGGACGCCGUCUGAGAUUACCCCGGGUGCUGAGUCAGCUGGAAGUCCGCUGUAGACAUCCACGGUGUUGGGAGUAUGGCGUAUUUAUCUUUUGCACACUUUUGUUUCACUGUUUGCAUGACUUCACGUAAGGAUGUAUGGUUUUCUGUGUCUUCCCAUGCUAAACUGAGGGCUGCAUGGUGGGGGGCGUCGGGGAAGCCAAAUGAAUGAGUUUAUCUGUGCGCUGUGGCAAAACUGGUUUUUAUAGGUUUUACAGCUCAACCAAUAGUAUUACCUUUUCCAGGUUUCUAUAUUUUAUACUCUUAAGAAGAACUGCUGAAAUGUUCACGUCUUGUUAUUAUUCGAUCCUAAUAGCGAUUCCAUUUUCUGUAGCUUUUAGGGUAGAUAGGGUAAGUUAUUUCAGGUUAUAUUAAACUUUGCACAUCAUGGGUUGUAAACCGAAGGAAAUCAUACAAUUUCUGAGAAGAUGUAUUGAUUUAUUGCAACUAGUUCUGAAGUUGUAUUUGAAAGUAGGCCCUCCGAAUCUUAAUUUGUCCACAGCAAACAUGUCUAUAUGUGGUUGCUAACAUCUGGUUUAUAAUUUAAAUAUUAAUAAAAAUUUCAAAUUUUAUUGGAAAA